AUGACAGUGGCUCAAGUAGGACCAGGACGGGGGUCUGGUGGUAUGGGCGUGUCCCUACCGAGUGAUUCUCCAGCCGGUACUGGAGGGUAUGAACGGGGCGGUAUGGGUCCGAUACUAGUAUGGCCAGGUAGCCUAGCGUCCGUCUAG
Molecule: messenger RNA, 147 nt
Organism: Debaryomyces hansenii CBS767
Lineage: Eukaryota; Fungi; Ascomycota; Pichiomycetes; Serinales; Debaryomycetaceae
Product: DEHA2A01826p
Exons: 1
Coding region: 1-147 (48 amino acids)
Source: RefSeq, a predicted model, not a curated record